AUGCGUCUCUUCAAUUCUCGGCUGAUACUAUGGGGGCUCUGUUCCUUUCUGAUCCCUCCGAUCUCCUCUGUUCCAGUUGCCGAAGACCUCCACCCCCAAGACUUGCAAUCCCUCCAGAUUGACCAGGGAAAGACGCAUAUACCUCGAAGCCUCUCCCUUAAUCAUUCACUUGAGCGUCGCGACCCUAUUGAGCCACCCCGUGGAAUAUUCAAAGUGGGAACUGAAUUCCGGUACAAGAAAGGCCAACACAAGUAUAUCAUCUACAGCGCCUGCGAAGACAAGAAAUGCAAGGACCGAACCUGUAAACAAUAUGCGACAGUGAUCCUCGUGAGAAAAAUCAAUGGGGGUAGCCAAGGCCAGAUCUGGGAUGGACAACUCAGCUACUUCGAUUCGCCUAAUGCCCGCCCACAGUCAGUUGCGGUCAAAAUAUCACCGGGAGGGAGUGCCUUGGACCAGUCAAACAUUCAAAAACUCGUCAAGAGCCCCUAUGUUUUAUCGUACAUAGAGCGCUUCUAUUCCAGAAACGGGCAGGAAUCGGUCAUAUUGAUGCCAAAAGGCGACAGGAAUCUGUUGCAGGCUCUAUCCCAAGGCUGGGGGCGCGGCAGUUUAGCCAAAAGCCGAAGAGACCAUAUCGUGCGCGCAAUAUUCAGUAUUGGGUCGGUAUUGCAAGUUGCUCGUCGCGCACAUGUCGUCCAUCGGGAUAUUAAGCCUCAAAAUGUGCUUGAAAUAGACGGCAAAUUCUAUGUGAUCGAUUGGGAUUAUGCCUUAUAUAUCAAGCCUGGAGCAGGGGUUCGUGACACCACUGAUGCGGGAUCAUCAAAAUAUAUGAGUCCAGAGGUCCUUGCUAGCUUCACAACCCCUGGUGGCAUUAGCUAUAAUGGCUUUAGCUCUGAUGUUUACUCAUUAACCAGAACAUAUCUGGAAGCCGAUCAAUGGGAUGAGAUGAAAGAAAAGGAUUUCUCUCUUGCGUUAGAUUCUCAGCUACAGAAGCAUCAGGGAGGCGGACUACCUGGUCUGAGUUACGAGAGCACCGAUGACGCUCUGAAAAAGGCUUUCCCCGAACGGGAGUUGUCUAGAGAGAAGAGGCAUUUGAUGGCAAGAGGCUUAUGCCGGCAAGAGGACCGAUGGAAGAUUGCCACAUGGAUGGAAGAGUUCCAAAGGGUCGAAAACGUCCAAGUCGUCAAUUAA
Penicillium alfredii is the source of this 1188-nucleotide messenger RNA. RefSeq lists its product as uncharacterized. Gene Ontology annotation, biological process: protein phosphorylation. Gene Ontology annotation, molecular function: ATP binding; protein serine/threonine kinase activity. The record is from RefSeq and is a predicted model, not a curated record. The transcript is spliced from 2 exons. NCBI's taxonomy places the organism in Eukaryota, Fungi, Ascomycota, Eurotiomycetes, Eurotiales, Aspergillaceae. The coding region runs from base 1 to 1188 and encodes 395 amino acids.